Molecule: messenger RNA, 6486 nt
Organism: Tyto alba (common barn owl)
Lineage: Eukaryota; Metazoa; Chordata; Aves; Strigiformes; Tytonidae
Gene: ADARB1
Product: adenosine deaminase RNA specific B1
Exons: 11
Coding region: 140-2239 (699 amino acids)
Biological process (GO): adenosine to inosine editing; RNA processing
Cellular component (GO): nucleolus; cytoplasm
Molecular function (GO): tRNA-specific adenosine deaminase activity; double-stranded RNA binding; double-stranded RNA adenosine deaminase activity
Source: RefSeq, a predicted model, not a curated record
UUUAAAGAGAUUCUAACAGAAUGGAGCUCUUGGACCUGUAUCUCGAGUCUUGCAGGUUGCAGGAUCAACAUGUGUCUCUAAUAGUUAAAAAGACAGAAGCAGUCUCCGCCAGCCAAGAAACCAGCAAAAAUAUUUCACAAUGGAUGUAGACGAUGAAGAAAACAUGAGUUCGAGCAGCACCGAUGUUAAAGAAAACCGCAAUGUGGACAACGUUCCCCCCAAGGACGGCGGUGGGCAAGGCGCCGGGGAGGGGACACAGCUCUCCAACGGUGGUGGCAGCAGCAGCAGAAAGCGUCCUUUGGAGGAAGGCAACAAUGGCCACUCCAAAUUUCGCCCAAAGAAGAGGAAGAAAACACCAGGCCCUGUUCUGCCAAAGAAUGCCCUGAUGCAACUUAAUGAGAUUAAACCCGGUUUACAGUACAAACUCCUCUCCCAGACGGGGCCGGUCCACGCCCCCAUGUUUGUGAUGGCAGUCGAAGUCAACGGGCAGGUGUUUGAAGGGUCCGGCCCGACGAAAAAGAAAGCCAAGCUUCACGCCGCCGAGAAGGCCCUGCGGUCUUUCGUCCAGUUUCCGAACGCCUCGGAAGCCCACCUGGCAAUGGGGAGGACUCUGUCGGUCAACACAGACUUCACCUCGGACCAAGCGGACUUCCCCGACACCCUUUUCAACGGGUUUGAAACACCGGUCCCUUCUGAUGCUUCCUUUUACCUGGGGUCCAAUGGGGAUGGGUCCCUUAGCUCUAGCGGGGACUAUGGUUUGCCGUCGGCGGCCGUAGCCAGCAGCCUUUCCCAGUCGCCUCUCCCCGCGCCAUCGCCCUACCCCUCCGCCAGCGGGAAGAACCCCGUCAUGAUCCUCAACGAGCUGCGGCCGGGGCUGAAGUACGAGUUUCUCUCGGAGAGCGGGGAGAGCCAUGCCAAAAACUUCGUCAUGGCUGUGGCGGUGGACGGUCAGACUUUCGAAGGCUCGGGCAGGAAUAAAAAGCUGGCAAAAGCUCGGGCCGCUCAGUCGGCCCUGGCAUCCUUGUUUAACAUGCAGCUGGACCAGACCCCAUCGCGACAGCCCAUUCCCAGUGAGGGGCUCCAGUUACACUUGCCACAGGUUUUAGCUGAUGCUGUUGCACGCUUGGUUGUAGAUAAAUUCAGUGAUUUGACAGAAAAUUUCACAUCUCCACAUGCACGUAGAAAAGUCCUUGCCGGAAUUGUCAUGACAACAGGUACAGAUGUGAAAGAUGCCCUGGUAAUAAGUGUUUCUACGGGAACAAAAUGCAUCAAUGGUGAAUACAUGAGUGACCGUGGUCUUGCAUUAAAUGAUUGCCAUGCGGAAAUUAUAUCUCGCAGGUGCCUGCUUAAAUUUCUGUAUACACAACUUGAGCUUUAUCUAAGCAAUAAAGAAGAUAAACAAAAGUCCAUUUUUAUCAAAUCAGAGCGAGGCGGGUUUAAGCUGAAGGAGAAUGUGCAGUUUCAUCUCUAUAUCAGCACAUCUCCUUGUGGCGACGCUAGGAUUUUCUCACCACACGAAGCAGCACAAGAGGAUCAAGGGGACAGGCAUCCAAACCGCAAAGCAAGAGGACAACUACGGACAAAAAUAGAAUCUGGGGAAGGGACCAUCCCCGUGCGCUCUACUACCACUAUCCAGACGUGGGAUGGCGUGUUGCAAGGAGAAAGGCUGCUUACCAUGUCCUGCAGCGACAAGAUAGCGAGGUGGAACGUAUUGGGUAUUCAAGGAGCCUUACUUAGCCUCUUUGUGGAGCCAAUUUACUUCUCUAGCAUCAUCUUGGGGAGUUUAUAUCAUGGGGAUCAUCUAUCCAGAGCCGUAUACCAGAGGAUAGCAGAGAUAGAAGAUCUACCACCUCUUUAUACACUCAACAGACCUUUACUUAGUGGUAUUAGCAAUGCAGAAGCCCGGCAGCCAGGGAAAGCACCAAACUUCAGCGUGAACUGGACAGUGGGAGACACUGGUCUGGAAGUUAUUAACGCCACAACUGGCAAGGAUGAAAUGGGUCGUGCGUCUCGCCUUUGUAAGCAUGCUUUUUACAGCCGCUGGAUGCGUAUUCAUGCAAAGCUUUCCUCCAGCUUGCGCUCAAAGAUCCUCAAGCCUAACCUGUACCACGAAACCAAGCAAGGAGCCACUGAGUAUCAAACUGCCAAAGAGUGUUUGUUUAAAGCAUUCCUGAAGGCAGGACUUGGAGCCUGGGUGGAGAAGCCCAUAGAACAGGAUCAGUUUUCUCUCACGGCCUAAUUCACAGACUGCACAUCACUUGGGAAAGGGGGGUUGUUCUGGAAAUUCCUGGUGUCCAGCAUUACUUUCUGGCAUCUCCACAGCCAUCAAAACAUCUUUUUACUGCUUGGAGUUGCGUUUCUCCCUUUGGGUUUUUUUUUUUUGAAACUUCAUAGUAACUGUUUCUGUUUUGCCUAAGUAUUGAAAAUCAAUGAUGAUCUGACACCUAAUUGUAUAUUUUGUUAUGGGAAAGUAAUUUCUGGUGUAUUUCUAGAAAUACUUUUACUGUAGAAAACUUGCAGUAAGGCUGUCCUUACAGUAUACAAUGACUCAUUUUUUCUGGGUUAAAAUAAUUUCUUUUUUUAAUUCAGUGUCAUCAAGUGCAUGAAGAAAUGAAAGUUUCUCUAGGUUUUACAUCACACUUUUAGGAAGUAGCUUGAUUUUUUUUAAAAGAAAAUAGGUGACAAAGCUGAUUCUACUCCUCUGUUAACUUGUUUUUGAACUGCAGAUAUUUCUAGACCACAGAGCCAGAAUGGAGUCUGGACAGCUAGUCUUUCCCCACUUCCUUGCUCUUUAAAACCAGCUGCUGAAAAUUUCAUGUCUUUGAUGUAUGUAUUUAUUAGUCUGUGACCCAGUUUUUAACAUGCAGCUUUUUAUUCUGUUUUUAAAAAUACAUUUACCUCCCAUUUAUACACAUUGUGAAGUCUUCAUUUUUUUUACCAUUGUAAACUGGAAACAGCAAAAUAAUUAUUUGUAAGUUAAGAAGUUUAGUCUAUAAUGUGCAGAAACCUGUUUAGAAGUAGGUGAUUUGUAUAUCCCAGGAACUCGUCAGAAUGCAAUCGUAGCUGUAACAGUACUAUGACAACUUCAAAAAAAAAAAAAAAAAAAAAUUGCUCAUUUUAAGGGCACUAUGCCUGAAUUGCCAAAACCAGCCACUUGCUGGGUAUUAAUUGCUCUGCUCUCAGAAACGAAAAGCUCUUGUACGGACAAAAAGUUGUUAAAACUUCCUUCCUGCGAGUUAUAUCUGCUUUCACUCCAGUGAUUGUGUCUCUGAGAUUUCAUUGCCUUUUGGCUUUACACGUACGAUGGUCUUCAUGAAGCUAAUUAGGUAAGUGGCUCUCAAACGUGCUUUCAUCUGCUUUGACAGUUACUUAGAAAGGUCGUUUUCCUGAAGGUGUAGACACUUCUACUUUGUGUAAAAAUGCAAGACAGAAGGGAAAUGCUGCGAGAUCGGUUCGAUCGGCUGCUGUGCGGCGGGCGCUUUUCGAAACACUUUGUAAGCGCGUGAUGUUUAGGGACAGAUGAGGCGAUGUCUGGCCUCGCCUCUCUGCUCACGCGGCCUCGUGCCCGGCCGGGUGUCACCUCUGCUUUCCGAGGAGCAGCUCCGCGCUCCCUUCGCGAGCGGUGAAGGUGACGUCUCGCGCCGUGGGAUUUCACCCGGCGAAACCAAGCGGCCGCGCCACCGCUCCGGCGGCUGGUUCCCGUCCCUCCGCUCCACCGCCCCGCCCCGCGCGUCAGCGGGCUGGUCCCUGCUUUGGGGUCAAGCCACGGGUUACUUUUAGGCCCACGUUGGGUCAGAGAUCCGGGUUGGAAUUGUGCCGGCGCACCUGUGGAGGGAGCGGAGUGGGGCGAGGACCCCUGCAGCCAGCCUCCCGGGCAGCGCCCGCGCGUCGGGAAAGCUGUAACCGGCGUGACCGUGCCCCGGCCCCGGCGCCCCCGGCGGGGGGCUCGCAGACGCUCGAGGCGUUGGAAACUCGGCUGCGAAACCGCCCCUGGCCAACCGUGGACGCCAGGGAGAUGCGCUGCUUCGUCACCGCUCAAGUAGGAGCCCGUUUUCAACUUCAAAAAACGAGCCAGCCUAAUAAACCCCUCGUGCCGAAGCCUCCGGGUUAGUGUCUCGGCAGCGGUGCGCCGAGGGCGCGUGCUCGGCGCUGCGGCGGCACGGCGGGCGAGCCUCUGGCCUGCUGAUCCCCUCGACAAUAAUCCCAUGCUCCCAGACGCCGGGGGAACAGGUGUUGCAAGCUGCGAUAGACGGGCUGCGUAAAUUCAGCUCCGCUGGUGACUUCAGCCGCCCCGUCCGCUUCCCAUUAAAACCAAAAGUGCCCCCGUGGCCCCUGCAAGGCUUUUGCGGUCGUCACCCAGCCGAGACUUAGGCUGGCCUACUGUAAAAGGAAUUUAAUUGUAUGUGGUCGGGUCUUGCGAGCACUCGGGCGUCUGCCUUUGAGGUCAGCCUUGUCUCGUUCACGUUGCAGAAGUCCUGUUGUGGCUGUAGGUGAGGACGUGCGUCGGUUUCUGCAGGACCGAGGGAAAGCUGGUCGCACUGUGUGUGAUUUCUUGAGGUCGUUACUGCCCUUAGAUGAAAUACCCGGGUUUUUUAGGGGCUCAGUCUAUUGAUAAAUGAAGUCUGUUGAUAAUUUCCGGCGAAUUAUUUUUACCCACCUUUCUGAAGUGCUCAUUCAAAAGUCAGAGUCUCUCUGGGUUUUUUCGAUGAUUAGGAAAGUAUUAGCUCAAACUAUUUUUUUUUUUUUUAAGAAGUCACAAAUAUGAGCAAUAUAUUUAAUUAUUAUUAUAGACAUAGUUUUUUAAGCUGUUCAAGUGAACGAUCGAACUGUAAAGGAAAUGUGUUCCAUGCCAAAACCUUCUGACGAAGGAAUGGUGUCAGGUUAUUUAUGAGGAGUGAGUUCUCUUGUUUCUAGUUCCAGGAUUUUGAAAAAGCAAGAAGUUUUCCAGGGUUGUAUGCAAUCCAUAUCCGCGUUCUGGGAGUCAGUAAAACACCGCUUGGCUUCCUUCACUGGCUUGUUCCUUUUUGUGCAGUUGAUCUGGAGAAGGAAGGCGGGAUUGCUGAUGCCGCCGUGCAGCUGGUCGCUCCCGCGUCCCUCGCAAAUGACCGUCACCGAGCCGGGAUGGACAGCGAUGGGCGGCGUUCCGAGCAACGGCAGGGGAUAAGACACCUCGUGCCGGGAGCUGCGAGUCUCCCGCCGGGCUGGGAGGCUGAGUGGUCUCGCCUGAAAGGCGUGGGGCUGGGUGGGUGGGCGCUGGCCUGCGCCGGGACUGGCAACGCUGCUCCGGGAGCCGCUUCCCUUCUUCUAAUUUUUUUUUUUUUUUUUUUUUUUUUUUUCCCCCCUUAAUUUUGAUCGACUAAGAGUGUUUGUCUCAGGAUCUUCAAAGGACUUAAAGAGUAACAACUUUAAUGUCGAUGAAUACUUGAAAUCUAAUGUAAGGUGUUUUUCUCCAGAUGACAGUCUAGCUAUAAUAAAGUUUGUAGGUUAGUAAAAUAGAUAAUUUUAAAUAUAGACGUUUGAAAUACAUAUGUUCUGCAGGAUCGUUUUAAGGAAAUUUGGGCCUAAAGGUUAACACUUGAAAUACCAGUUACGGCUGGACUCAGGACCUGGUAGUAGCUAUAGCUUAUUUCUUACUGCUUGCGUGUGAAGUGUAUCGUGCAUAGGAGCUUGUUGGCAGCUGUUCCCCCCCGCCGGCGUGGGUGUCGGCGCGGAGCUAGCGGGGGUGGUCGUGACUCUGCCUCCUUAGGAAUCCACAGCAGCGGCGGUUCUGGACCGGUGGCGAUUUUGAUCUUCUCCUCAUCUUAGAGAAACCUUUUCACGACCGCUUUACUGCGUAGGAAACUCAGGAGUAGAAGGUUCCUGUGUGCUAUUACUCUGUACGUCCUCGAAAUCUAAAAUAACUUGCAGCUGAAAGUCUUCAGGAUCCCCAGAGCCGGUGCUGCGUUUCAUCGGGCCAGUGCUGUCACGUCUGAGGGUGCUGCCGACCCAAGGGGGAAAAAUAAACCUCAUCCUGCUCUCUCAGUGGAAACGUGCAUGAAAUAAAGCUGUUGGUUCAGAGAACUUGGUAGCACGAAGCAGAGCGUGUGUCUCAUGGAAGAGCAGUGCCGCCUUUUGAAACCAAGCUGUCUUUUUUUAAAGAAAUAACCAACUAGGAAUUAGAGAAUAAAUUCUAAGAAUUGCUCAGUCAUGGUCACCACGUAAUUGAGACUUUUUUUUUUUUUUUAAAUAUCAGUGGUUUUCUAGAUAGCGGAGGAUGUUAUUGCCGUUCCUUAAAUGAGGCUUUAAUGCUGGGGAGGCUCACGAUUGCAGAGAAUCUGUGCUUUGUAUUCUUUACGUUUUUAUCUUCAUAAAAUGUCCACUGUGAAAAUUAUCCCAAAGUUCACUGAAAAGGAAGAAGAGCUGCAAUUCAGGUCUACGGUCAGAACAAAACCGUCUUAAUGUUAUUUAAAAACUAAGAACCCACAGAAAUAAAAUGUAUAAAAUAUA